Messenger RNA from Halteromyces radiatus, 171 nucleotides. RefSeq lists its product as uncharacterized. The record is from RefSeq and is a predicted model, not a curated record. The transcript is spliced from 3 exons. Lineage: Eukaryota; Fungi; Mucoromycota; Mucoromycetes; Mucorales; Cunninghamellaceae. The coding region runs from base 1 to 171 and encodes 56 amino acids.
AUGGUAGUGAAGCAACCCUUUUGUUUGUACGAUUUGACUCUAUAUGAAAGCAAUACUAAAUGUGCAAAAACACCUCUGGUUGAACUUCGAAAACGACAGAUUGCAACUAAUAUUGAAAUGACUACUUCCUUACCGUCCUCUUCAUCAACAAAUCAAGAUAUCAGGAUGUGA